AUGGUACGUGUCCUAUUUUUGACGUUCAUUUAUUUGCUUUCGGUCGGGGCAGCCAAGCUCUGUCAAAACGAAACCAACGGCACCUCUCUAAGCCUGUAUUUCAGUGGCAUAGCCGACUUGAUCCUACACGGUUACGGAUACCGGACAUUGGCGGGUAUUUCGGUGAUCCGUUGCGGCAAUUUGUGUCUGUCUGAUACUCGAUGUUUCUCCAUCAACUACUCCGAGCGGGAUAAGGUGUGUGAGCUGAACGGGGCUACAGCGUCGCAGUACCCGACGGCUAUGGUGGAGUGGGGUAGUAGCUACUACUAUGGACCAGAGGAGUUUUUCGCUCUUCUCAGUACUGCAGCACCGACUACAACAGAGUUUCAACCAAUCGACUGCUGGGACAUUCAAACUAAUUCACCCUUAAGCAUCAGCGGUGAGUACACUGUGUACCCAGCGAGGCGGACUGGAUCUUUGCAAGUCUACUGUGAUAUGGAUUCAGAUGAGGGGGGUUGGACGGUCUUUCAGAGGCGUGUGGACAAUUCGCAAGACUUCGACUUGACCUGGGCGGAAUACAAAGCAGGGUUCGGUGACCUCACAAGAAACUUCUGGUUGGGUAACGACGCCCUCAACGAGCUAACAUCAGACCGGGUUUAUCAGUUACGGAUUGAGAUGCAAUCGUUUUCACUGGUCAGCAUGGCCGUCAAAUAUGGACACUUCAGAGUGGACACGGAGAGUAACCUGUAUAGGUUGGACAUCGGUACAUUCUAUGGAUCAUAUGAUGCAGGUGACUCCUUGGGCCAAACCAAUAGUCAACCUUUCUCCACGAAGGAUCGGGACAAUGACGAUGACUUCAGACACUGUGCCCAGACCUACUUAGGCCCCUGGUGGUACAAAGCAUGUAUAUAUGCCUGCUUGAACUGCCCAUACAUCAACACAGAUUAUGUACCUUAUGUUGGGCAGGGUGUGGUCUGGGGCGCGUGGCUAGAUCUUUACCACUCAAUGAAGUUCGCAGAGAUGAAAAUCAGACCCGUGGAAGCUAUGAAAGGGAAAGACUGCUACGAUUUAUUAAUGAUGGGUGAGACAAUCAGUGGGGUGUACAACAUCAAUGUUGAAGGUCGAGAUCAACCACUCUCAGUGUACUGUGAAAUGGUAAAUGCUGGUGGCGGUUGGACGGUGUUCCAACGUCGAGUUGAUGGUUCCCAAGACUUUUACUUGUCCUGGGCGGACUACAAAGCAGGGUUUGGCGACCUCACCAGAGAGUUUUGGUUAGGCAAUGACGACCUACACCUGUUGUCUAAUCAGCGUCGCUAUGAGCUCAUUGUUAUCGUCAAAGAUUGGGGUGGCAAUCCUCUAUACGCACUUUACGAUGAAUUCUCUAUUACGGACGAAGGUGAUUUGUACCGACUCUCUGUCGGGUCUUACACUGGAACAGCUGGUGAUUCUUUAACGACAAUUCAUCACGGAAUGGCAUGGUCAACCCACGACAGGGACAACGAUUUGGAUAGUGGCAGGCAAUGUGCACAAACAAUGCUAGGUGCCUGGUGGUAUAACGCGUGUGAUAUGAGUAACCUGAACGGAGUAUACGUCCCGUAUCCAGGGUCGGUGGCCAUCACCGGUCAGGGAGUCAUAUGGGGUACCGCGGGCUACCAAAGUCAAACAGAAAUGAGGAUAAGACCGGCAGAAGUUGGAUUUUAG
This is a messenger RNA of Asterias rubens (European starfish), 1680 nucleotides long. RefSeq lists its product as uncharacterized. NCBI's taxonomy places the organism in Eukaryota, Metazoa, Echinodermata, Asteroidea, Forcipulatida, Asteriidae. The coding region runs from base 1 to 1680 and encodes 559 amino acids. The transcript has 10 exons. The record is from RefSeq and is a predicted model, not a curated record.